Messenger RNA from Rotaria sp. Silwood2, 2058 nucleotides. NCBI's taxonomy places the organism in Eukaryota, Metazoa, Rotifera, Eurotatoria, Philodinida, Philodinidae. The record is from the annotation of a GenBank genome assembly.
AUGACUCAACCAGCUAGUGACAAUUUCAAACAUGAUAAUCAUUAUUAUAACCAUGAUAUUAAAACAGCUCGCUUUCUAGAUCAAGUAAGAACUACUUUAGCACCAAAAGAUUUUAAUCUAUUUAAGGAAGUUAUUAAUGAAUGGCUUACGUCCUCUUCUUACAAGGGACUAGAACUCAAAUGGAAACAUUAUCAAAGAGCAAAUGAAAGACACGGAUAUUCUUCAUCUUCACUAAAUAUACUAUGUUUCAACAUUCGUGGUCUCGAUCUACGAUGGGGAGACGUUUGUCUUUUGGUCAAAAAACACCUAACUGAUAUCAUUGUCUUAGAAGAGGUUGGACGUGUUGAUUUUGCCUUAAUAAGUGCGGCACUAUCUAAUUAUAAUAUUUUCUAUCAAGCUGGUGAAAAUGCACAUGGCGGUAUACUUGUCAUGAUUCGAAAUGAUAUUUUAGUCGUUAAACUAGACUGUUCAUUACCGAACAUUUGCGUACUUGACCUUCAACUCGAACAAAUAAUUAGACUAAUAGCAAUAUAUGCUCCAGCUAGUAAAACAUGGGAAUGGGCAGAUCUGUCUUCUUUUGUUACCAACUGCUGUAUGAUUAUGGGAGAUUUUAACAUCGAUAUAGAACAGGACGGAGAUCAAGCUGAUAAACUUUUGGAGUGGAUGGAUUCAUGUAAUCUAGAACCGGUUGUUCCUGACUCCAAUACAUCACUUCGAUCAAAUCGUACGAUUGAUUAUGCGAUUACCGUCGGUGUGGAACUAACAAUGCAAGUGUACGAAGGUGAUACAACGAGCGAUCACAAACCUCUACUAGGUGUACUCGGAUUUUUGUCUCCCAAUGGUAAAAUUACAAAAGACUCACAAAUAAUGGCAGACACUGCUGCGGAUUAUUACGAAAAAUUAUUUGAAGCACCUAUAGUAAUGCGUCCGCACCCGUACGUUGAUGCUCCUCCUAUGCAAUGGGAGAAUGAAGAUGAAUUAAUUACAACCGUUACUUAUCCAGAGAUACUAAAUAUCCUACAUCGUGGUAUUCUGCCUGACAAUCAAUCGGGAUUUCGGGCCGAAUUUAGAUUACAAACACGUGUAUUACUUCUCAUUGAACAAAUCUCAUCAUAUAUGUCAAACAGCUCUUCGACAGCGACCGUCUUCGUCGAUUUUAAGUCAGCAUUCGACCAGUUGUGGUUCGAGGGAUGUUUGGGUAAACUAACUAGAAUGGGAAUUCCGACUGCCUAUGUUAAUUGGAUUCGAGCGUGGCUUAACGACCGUAAAGCAGUUAUUGAGGUAAAAGGUAAAAGAUCAAGAUGGAUUAAAAUCCAUCGUGGUUGUCCUCAAGGCUCGAGUUUCUCUCCGACGUUAUUUAUCACAUACCACAGCGAUAUGGCUGAUUAUUUGCCAGGUGAAAAGUCAUUCUUUUUUGCUGAUGAUCUUGCCGCUGUAUUUGCCGGUCAAAUCGGAAUCCGAUUUACAAAUCAAUGCAUCGAUUUAGAACGCCGUUUACAAAAUUUUCUCGAUCAACUUGAACUCUAUUCAAUUCUAUCUGUGCAGCCGAUCAAUUAUAGCAAAACACAAGCUAUGUUCUCUGCGAGAGCGGUUAGUUAUCCGAAUCCAUUAUCUCAGGUUCGCUGCGGGGAUCAUAGCUUGGAAUGGAUCACCUCAUUUAAGUACCUUGGUUAUUGGCUGUCGACCAAGUUAGGCUGGGGUAGUAUCAUUCGUAAGACCACUUUAAUCGUUCGUCAACGAACUGCUUUAGUUAACUCCUUCAGGAUAAAUGAUGACCAUUGUUAUGCAUACUGGGGAAAAUGUCUAAAAGCUCUGGAGAAGUCCAAAGAUGGAUGCCUGUUGUGUGAACAAUCAGAACUUAACGCGCACAGAUCGAAAUGGCAAGAAGGUGAAAGCUCAAUUCGUCGUCUGAAGAAAUCAAAAAGAUUUGUAACACAUCGUGAUAUACUCGAACGAGUUCUGUCUUGGAUGACAACACAUGGAACAUCUGAUUCUGUUAUUCCCUACAAUGUUGAUGAGCUGCUCUGCUUUUCACGAUAUCCAGAAACGUUCGUAUAA